AUGUACCGCAAAGAAGGCCUUCCCGCAAUUUCACUACAAGUCGAGUCAAGUGGUAUUAUUUGUCGUAUGCGGCUGUAUCUCUUAUAUUUUUGCACAAUUUUCUUUUUCUAUGGAAGUGUCAGAACCGAAAUUCACAAAAUCGAAAAAUUUGUGAUGCACAAAAUCGAUGUCAGUUGGAGCCUCAGUUUCCAAGUGGCGCAUGACAAAGCUCGGGAGCGCCCAGCUCCAGUCUGUCAUGCUGUUUGGACAAAGAAGACUGCCGCUGUCAUGCUACUCUGGCAGCAGAUUGCAUACCCCUAAACAGGCUUACAAUCGGCCUCAUUUGCCUGCUCUCCAAUACAGGCCUUCAAUGCCCUACAUUUUAUGCAUCACAAGUUUUUCGAUUUUGUCGAUUUCGAUCCUGACACAUCCAUAUUUUCUUGCAGAUCGAUGCAUACCAAGAUAAAGAUUGUUCUUUUUAAGCAACACAAUGUAAAUGAAUUUGAAUACUCUUGACAGAGCCACUCUUGGACGCGAUUGGGAACACGCUCAACACGCUACACGAGCACGGGCGCAUGACUACGACUUAGAAAACAAGUGCUUGCGUAUCAAUAAAAGCUGUGCGAUAUGUAAGGAAGGACGCAGAAGGAAACAAGUACAAGAGCAACCCUUCCCCUGGCAGGGAACGCGUCAAACAAUUUCAAAUACUCACUCGAGAGAUCGUUCUUUCUUGCGGCCAAAAAGAUUUUGACUUGCAUCAGAAAGUCCCCAAAAUGAUUUUUCAAUCCUCAGCAAGCAUUUGUUUCUUUGUUCCAUACUGCUCGCGAAGAAUGUGCGAACCACUGACGAGCGCUUUACGGCGGAUGUCCAUAAGAAGUUUGGCGCACACAUGUGUAGACUGAAGCGCGGAGGCGCAAAGAAGAACCAGGACUAUGGUACGGAUGCUUUUAAAAUGAAUAUACAUCAACACGAGCAAAUCUUGCUUUAUUUUUGCAAUGGCUGAGUGCUAGAUGGUACAGCUAGAUGGUACAUCGUAGCGACGCCAUGCAUGGAGUAUAUUCAUACCUUUACCAUCAAAAUCAGAUGCCAAUUUGACCCUCGUGGUGAGACACUACGCCGGAGAAGUGAACUACUCAACAGAGGGAUGGCUCGAAAAGAAUAACGCGGCGCUAUCGACAGAAGCAGAAAUGUUGAUUUCCUGCAGUGACCACAAGCUCGUCGCGCGGCUCCACGGCGAAGCACAAUCCGCUGCGACAAGCGUUGGGCGCAAAUACCUGGCCGACCUCGACUUGCUGCUGUCCACGCUCGACGCCUGUUCUUUGCACUACAUUCGCUGCUUCAAACCAAAUUUGAGCCAGAAAGCGAGCCUGUGGGAGGGAGGAGUGAUUUUGGAUCAAAUGCGGCAAUCAGGUGGGAUUGACUUGGUGAAAAUCAUGCACGAGGGCUAUCCCAACCGCUGCAGUUUCGACUACCUGGUAGAGCGGUACCAGUCCAAGCUUCCGGAUUUCAAGGACGAGCAGCCGCGAACGUUCCUUGGUGCGCUGAUGUUAGCUUUCGAAGUCCCGAAAUCAGAUUACGUGAUCGGAGCCAGCCGACUGUUUUUGAAAAGUGGUUGCUUGGCCGUCCUCGACCAACUGACUGAUAGCGGCGACGCGAUCCCGCCGGAAGUGUUGAAGCGCCUCAAGAAAGUCAUCCUGCAAAAGAAGCGACGACGCUGUUUCCAAGCCGUGGCUGUGUGUUUGUACCUUCCCAAAUUUUUGGCCGGAGCGAAAAAGGAAAGGAACCUGAAAAUGCUGAAAAUCUGCGCCGUCAACUACUACCGACUGAACCGGUGGGCUUCGCGCGCCAAAAAAACGCUUCGCGAUCAACGGGUUGCUGCAGCCAUCGAAAAACUUCGCAAGACGUGGCGUGUAGGUCGCGUCAUCGUGAGGCUUUUGCGAAACGCCCGGCGUCGCAUCGCGUGCAGGAGGAACCAGGACAUCGCAUUCCGACUCUACCCCACCAUGUGCCGUGCACUGAAAAAGUGGAUUCUGCGAGAGCGGGAAAAGGUAAAGCGACGAAUCGCGUUGUGGAAUGCCGUGAAGCACUACGUAACCGUUCACAGAUUCCUCAGUCGUCGCAUCAAGCAGUGGAAGCAGCAGCAACGGAAACAGUUGCGGCAGGCGCUCGACCAAAAUCUGCUGAUAUUCCGAGCCAUCGUCCUACUAAGGCGACGACUCACGUCAGGAUGCAUAAAGGUGCUUCCGCAGAGUAGAAGCAAAGUGUACACAGUGCGGGAGUUUGCAACGUUGCAAAAACGCAAACAACUAUCCGCAUUGCAGCGAGCACGAAGAAAGAUCCGAGUGAAGCAACUAAUUGCAGAGUUUUACAGACGCGCGCUGUUUGUGACCUUUCUGCGCCGUUACCAGCGUAGCCGCAAAGCUGGAGGGAAAGGACUUGCAGCUUCCGCCCCCACCACCCGUUUGGUUGUUACCGCCGGCAAGCUCCUGCUGCGCAACAGGUUCGUCCAACAGUUCGAACAACCACUGCUGCUGAUGCAGGAGUGCGCCCUAACCGGCGUACUCCUCGCUCGCGGCCACCGCAACGGGUGCACUCCCACCGGACUGGCGUCAUCGGGUGCAGGAGACAGCGCUGCUUUUCGGAACAGGGUCGAGAAUCGCCAAGCUCGCGAGGCCGCCAUCGCGAGGUGGAAUUCGAGGGCACCCUUGCCGUCCAUCGAGGACGAUUGCAGUCUCAGCCUUUGCAACGCCGCAGCUACCUUUUCCGACAACGUGGCAGCCCUCACGAAGGAGUUGGAGGAGCGAACAGGCUGGCGGGAUGCGUUGCAGCACCUGACCAAACAUGACCUCUACCGAUUCAUACGGGUGCAGAAGGGCAACCUUGAGCUCGCGCUGGAAAUGCUCCGGGAUCACGUGACCUGGAGACGUGCUGUACUAGAAGUACCGGGCGCAACUACUUCCACGGAUGGAGGGCCACAUGUGAAGAAAACAGCUAUAAUCGAUCCGAAGCAGGUGUUUGACGCGGCGCUCGCGGUCACUGAAAAGCAGCGGUUGCUGGCGGACCGGCAGGAACAAAGGUUGCGAAACUUCUGCACGUUCGGGUGGUGCGGAAGAGAUAGAGAUGGAAGGCCGAUUUACGUCAUCCGUCCAAUCUUCUCCACGUCCGACGUGGAGACGAAUUUCGACAUGGGAGGGAUCGAAGCCAUGGCGUACCUCCAAAUGGAACACACGCGGAGGUACAAGUACCUGGCAGUCUCCCGGAAGAACGUUGAGGCACAGGAGGUGCGGGGCAGUGCUGUUACCCAACAAAAUGGAGACGAGCUUUUGGUUACCCAAUUCACCAUGUUGAUCGACGUCGCCGCGGGUGGCGGCUUUAUUUGGACGCCGUCAGUGUGGAGGACCAUUCGUUUGAUCCUGCGCGUAAGCGCACAGUACCCGGAGUCCUGCGCCCGAGUUCUCGUGGUUGGCCUGCCCUGGGGAUUGGAGACUGUCUGGCAGCACGCCAUUCUGAGGCUCGUGGGGAAGGUCAACGUCAAGGUCGUUUUGAAGCGGAGCGUUCGGGACAUCUACCCCUACAUCGAGCCCGCACAGCUGCCCGACUGGAUGGGCGGCGACGUGCCGUUGGGCCGGAUUUUGAACGACUGGCACCCGGAUCACGCGUGGAACGACCAGGAAUUCCUCCAAUCCGUGGCCGGGAAGCAAAACAGCCAGAGGCUGUGGGAGAACUUGCAACUUUUACGAGACGACUUGUUCGGCACGGAAAGCAGCGGCGCUCCUGGAACGAUAAUCACAAACGCAGCAGCAGGAGCGUCGAUUACGUACAACUUCCGCUAAUACUACAACAUGGCCAGCUUCCACCCUGCUGACUGAUCCACCCCUAAAAUAAGGCUGGAGCCGCGGAUCAUGAUCGAUCUGCAUCCUGUCGGCAAACGGGAUGUAGGUUUAGGCCGGUGCUUAAGGCGAUAGGUGAAGACGUUCACCAUCAGCAGACCGCAAGAAUCUAAACAUGAAAACUUUCGCUCUCAUUUCGCUCUCGCUUUCUUCACUGCAAAUCUGUAAUGCUAUUUUACCUCUCGGCACAGCACAGCCAAGUCCUACUUCUCGAUCAUUUUUCUCCUCCUUCGCUCCAAUGUGAACAUGCUCUUAGCACGGUAUGGACAUGAUUUCGAAAAAUGAUAACUAUUUGUCUUUGCCUCCUUCCUUCCUCUUCAUUGUUUUUUGCGUAGCGCGCUAAGUUCAAUUCCACAGGCAGAAAAUCAAGUGCAAGGAAAGCGCGAAAGUUUAAUAAUUGCUACUAGCGAUGUAGUAUUUGUCAUUUAGUUUUUGUUUUGUUUACUUCAAAUGCAAAAAAAAAUAUCUCUAUUAUCUGAAAUGUACAUAGCGAAGCGUUUGCUAGAAUUCCUGCGAGUUCAUAUAAAACGCAAGACGCUUAUGUAUUGUACAAAACAGGAUGUAUAUGUAUCCUGCGUUUGCUAGAAUUCUUGAGAGUUCACAUAAAACGCAAGACGCUUAACAUUUUGAAGUACUUCAUCAUCAACGUAUUUUCAGCGCGAAAAAAUAUCAAUUGAUAAUAUACAAAUUCAAAUUGGUCUCUACAAAUUUUGUUGAUGAUGAUCUUUCUACGGCAUCCUACACUUAUCAGCACGGAGCGUUGAUCUCCGCCAUCCGUACUGCUCUCUCUUUAGAGAUUGCGUCGUGCUCGUGGAUGUUCAAGUAAGUAUGCAAACAAGUUAAAGUUAAUAAUAAUAUGUUUAUUGUAAUUGGAUAUCGGAGCCUCCUGGUCCUGACGAGUAAUUGAUUGAGGUGGACAAGAUAGGCAAAGGCUGCUGCUCUCCUUUAAGUUGAGUGGUUGUUCCUUUCAGGAUCGCCGUGUCGCAGUAAACUAAACUUACUCGCUGGAAGACGAGGCCAAGCGAGCUCGUAAGCCGGAGAAGGAAAAGCAGUGGCCGCGCCUCUUCGUGCUGGUGGCCGCUCAGAAAAUCAAAAGGGAAGCGAAGAGGCCAGAGUCCUCUCCUGCCCGAUCUUUUGCCGGCCAGAGCCCGCCUCUCUUCCCGGCGUUUUCGAGCAGCAGAUGUGUGUUAUUCUCGAACAGCAGGUGCUUGCAGAUGAACACCUGUACAUAAUUCAGCGCAGAUGAAGAAAUUUCGAUA
Messenger RNA from Amoebophrya sp. A120, 5128 nucleotides. NCBI's taxonomy places the organism in Eukaryota, Dinophyceae, Syndiniales, Amoebophryaceae. The record is from the annotation of a GenBank genome assembly.